Messenger RNA from Rhinolophus ferrumequinum (greater horseshoe bat), 5501 nucleotides. It is a transcript of the gene SHB, whose product is annotated as SH2 domain containing adaptor protein B. Gene Ontology annotation, molecular function: phosphotyrosine residue binding. The coding region runs from base 67 to 1701 and encodes 544 amino acids. The record is from RefSeq and is a predicted model, not a curated record. NCBI's taxonomy places the organism in Eukaryota, Metazoa, Chordata, Mammalia, Chiroptera, Rhinolophidae. The transcript has 7 exons.
CUGUCCCCCGAAUGGCCGCGGCGGCGGACCUGGCUCCCGCGCCGCGGCCCUAGGCGGCCUCUCGCCAUGGCCAAGUGGCUGAACAAGUACUUCAGUUUGGGCAACAGCAAGACCAAGAGCCCCCCGCAGCCGCCGCGGCCUGACUACCGCGAGCAGCGGCGCCGGGGAGAGCGGCCCUCGCAGCCCCCCCAGGCCGUGCCGCAGGCCCCCGCGGCCGCCUCGGCGUCCUGCGGUCCGGCCGCCGCCUCCUGUUUCUCCGCCUCGUCGGGAUCGCUGCCCGACGACAGCGGCAGCACGAGCGACCUAAUCCGCGCCUAUCGCGCACAGAAGGAGCGCGACUUCGAGGACCCCUAUAACGGGCCCGGCUCGUCGCUGCGCAAACUGCGCGCCAUGUGCCGCCUAGACUACUGCGGCGGCGGCGGGGAGCCGGGCGGAGGCCAGCGCGCCUUCUCCGCCUCGUCCGCGUCGGGCGCCGCGGGCUGCUGCUGUGCCUCCUCGGGCGCGGGCGCCGCGGCGUCCUCGUCCUCGUCCUCCGGCUCCCCACACCUCUACCGCAGCAGCAGCGAGCGGCGCCCAACCACGCCGGCGGAGGUGCGCUACAUCUCCCCCAAGCACCGCCUCAUCAAGGUGGAGAGCGCGGCUGGCAGUGCCGGAGACCCCCCGGGGGGCGCCUGCUCGGGCGGCCGCACCUGGAGCCCGACGGCCUGCGGAAGCAAGAAAUUGCUCAACAAGUGUGCUGCCUCGGCCGCGGAGGACAGCGGGGCUGGCAAAAAGGACAAGGUGAUUAUCGCUGACGACUACUCAGAUCCCUUCGACGCCAAGAAUGAUCUCAAGAGCAAAGCAGGGAAGGGGGAGAGCGCGGGGUACAUGGAGCCUUACGAGGCCCAGAGGAUCAUGACAGAAUUUCAGAGGCAGGAAAGCGUCCGGUCCCAGCACAAAGGUCUCCAGUUGUACGACACCCCUUACGAACCUGAGGGCCAGAGCAUCGAUUCAGACCCAGAGAGUGCCGUCAGUCCCCGACUGCGGGAGAGCAAGCUGCCGCAGGACGACGACAGGCCCGCCGAUGAGUAUGACCAGCCAUGGGAGUGGAACCGGGUCACCAUCCCAGCUCUGGCAGGAUCGAGUCACAGCUCUUUAGAAACGGGCUCUCUGAAUGGGUCCUCGCCUGCCUACCUGACGUCCCUGUUCGCCCCUGCCCACGGUCAGCCAUCCAGGGCUCUGCAAGCCCAGUUUAACGGCAACGAGAAGCGACAGUCAUCUCCCUCACCUUCCCGGGACCGGCGGCGCCAGCUUCGAGCUCCUGGAGGGGGCUUCAAGCCCAUCAAACACGGGAGCCCCGAGUUCUGUGGGAUCCUGGGAGAAAGAGUGGAUCCUGCUGUCCCCCUGGAGAAGCAAAUAUGGUAUCACGGAGCCAUCACCAGAGGAGAUGCCGAGAACCUGCUGCGACUCUGCAAGGAGUGUAGCUACCUUGUCCGGAAUAGCCAGACCAGCAAGCACGACUACUCCCUGUCCCUGAAGAGCAACCAGGGCUUUAUGCACAUGAAACUGGCCAAAACCAAAGAGAAAUACAUUCUGGGUCAGAACAGCCCCCCGUUCGACAGUGUCCCAGAAGUCAUCCACUACUACACCACCAGAAAGCUGCCCAUCAAAGGGGCCGAGCACUUAUCGCUCCUGUACCCUGUGGCUGUGCGGACCCUGUGAGUGACCAGCCUGCCCGGCUCUGGGCCGAGGCCCAGACUUGCAGGAGCCGGAACCCCGCCCCCGAGCCCGGCCGUUGUGGCCAGCUGUCCACUUCGUCUCGUGUGUAUGGUACUAGCACACCACUGCAUGUCUCUAGAAUGCUGUUGCCACCACGGGGGCUGGAGAAGGCCUGGAUAAAGACAGAGGGACGGCCACCGUGCCACGCCAGUCCCCACCCCCACCCCCUCCUUGAGUUUCUGUGAAUUAAAAUAUUUGCAAAUCCAAAGAGAUGCCUUCCAGGAUGAACAAAGGAGAGCAGCUCCAGUGGGCGGGCCAGGAACUCUCUGGGUUGCAGCUCUUUGUUCUCCAGCUGUCACGAAUUCACACCUGUGUAUGGGGCUCAGUUUUCCCACCAGGGUUCUACUGGUGCUGGGAGCCAAGUGCUGGUGCUGGGAGAGCCCAGAAGGCCCCCCGCGAGUCCUGCCUCCCCUCUGGUGCGCAUGUGUGCCUCUGAGUGUGUGAGUGUGAGCGCAUACAUGAGACAACAUUGUCACACACAGAUGUGAGUAAGCCCCCUAAUCCACUUUUAGUCACUCAGUGUAAUCAUUAGAUCUUCAAGGAAUCAUUAUGAAGUCAAAAAGAAGAUUCAAUUAUUUAUGAAUAGGUAUGUAAAUAAAAGUCAUUUAAUAUAUAUUUUUAUCCCCCCCUUUUCUUUAUGUACCACAGAGGGUAUCUGAGGUGGGCAGUGCUUACCUGCUGGUGUGUCUCCUCUGGGCAUGUGUCAUCUGACAAGCCCUGGGGCGGGGGUAAUGCAGAGCCCCCAGCUCAGGGCUGAGGCAGUUGGUGGGGUUUCCUUUGUCCCAAGAGUCAACCUUCCAGAAGGUUCAGCAAGACCUUGCUACAGGUUCCAGCAAUGAGAGCCUCAAAUGUUGACCCAGCAACCAAACUCUCUUCUGCCUGUAGCAGCCCAGUAGUGGCACGUCUGUGUUAACCCCUCGGGUACACAGCACCCAGUAGUCUACAAAGGGCUCUCCUAAUUAUCUGUUCAGUGCCACCCGGUAAGGCAUUUAACAUGUGGGGAAAGGGUGGCUCAGAGAGGAAAAGUAACUUACCCAGGGUCACACAGCUCAUAAGCAAAGGAGGCUCUGAGUCCAGAGUGGCAGGCUUCAUGGCCAGUGCUCUGGCUCUAUGUGACCUGGCUGUCACCCUGCUCCUGGGGGAAGGCAAAUCCUGACCCCUCAGGACACAUGGAGCCAUACUGGUUAUCCAUACUGCUUCCACUCAGACACACACACACACGCUCUACCUCUGUCUUGCCCCUUCUGUGGCAGGAGCAAGGAUUCUUCCCACACAUUCAGGACAGACCCUCAGAAGGCUAUGAGGUUGUGUUAUUCAGUUCUCCUUCCUUUCCUACCCACCCACUACCACACUGGUUAAAUGUGGAUGGAAGAAAUAGAAGAAUCCCACCUAGCUGCACAAAAGGUAUGGCUUCCAGCUACGGAAGGAGAUAACAAGGGAUCCAGCUCCAAUACGAGUUUCAAGUUUCGCGCCUUCACCAAGAACAUGUCAUCCUGCCUGCCCAGCUGGUCGGAAUGGAAUGGAAGUCUGGGGACUGCUGUCCCCAGUACAAGGGGCUGCGUUUGAACAUUACCAGCAGGUCUAGACAUUUAGCACUCCAGGGCUUCAGAGAUGCGUCAGGCUCACUGUUCGGAUGCGGAGACAGGCCCAGCAAAGCACACGGACUUGCCUGUCCAGCUAAGAAGGCAGAGCACGACUAGAAGCCCUGUUCCUUUAAGUGGCCGCCGUGGAUUUCAAUAGGUUGUGGCCAAAGCUGUCUCCUUGGCAACCAGUCUUUCUGCCCAGUCCACCUCUUGGGUCAUUGUCCCAGGUCCUUGUCCAUCAGUCCCGGUGGCCCCCAGCCCCUCCCACCUGUGGCUCACAGACCAAUCCACCUGGCCAUUACUAGGUUGGCUGGGGCCUGUGUGGAGUCUCCAGACUCAGUCUUGAUCUUCGCCUGUUUUGCAUUCUCUGAAACAUCCUUUGAGGCAGGAGAGUGCCUGGAGUGAUGCACACGUUCCUUUUUGGGGUUUUUUUGUGAAUGAGAAAAUGAGUGAGGAGUUGGCAUUUUCACCAAACAAGUGCCAAAGGAGGCUGGAUCCCAAGGAUCCAGGUAAAGGUUGAGAACGUUGGAGGCAGCCCCUGGAGCCAGGGCUGGGUGAAGCUUCCUAUUAGCUCCUGUUCCACCAGCCCGAUUUCUGUAGGGCACUUCUAAGGCUGCAGAGUACAGGAGCCUGUGACCCCUCUCAGGAGACAAUCUUCCAGAGCAGAUUUCUCCUCAGAAAAGGCUCUGUACCUGUGGUCUGAGGAAAAGUGAGGCUGCUUUGCCCUCCGGCCUUGCCUCUGCUCUUUUAAGGGAUUCCUGGGCCCUUCCUCCUUCCUCAAGUGUCCCUGGGAGACCCAACCUCCAGCUUCCCUCAGGGACUGAGGCCUACAGAGGAGCCAGCUUACAGGAUGGGAGCUGCUAAAAGGAAUUUUUUUCCUUAAUUUUUAUGAACCUCUCCCUCUUCUUCCUCUAAUUGUGGCUGUUUCCUCUGUCGGCGUGUAUUCAUGUUUUCUUGGACAUCUAACAAUUGAAACAGCUUUUCCCUUUCAAAAACACUCAUAUUUAGGUUACUGGCUUUGGUUUGGUUUUUGUUUUGGCUUUUUUUUUCAUCUGCUACCAAUUAAUGGGGGGGGGGAAGUCGAGCUGGAUUUCUUUGAGGGAAAAAAAGCUCCCUGCCACACAUAUCUCGCCCUCAGCUUUUGUUUCAAAACACAACCACCUCUAGCCACAAACGGGCCUCAUUGCUCAGAGCCCCAGGACUUUCCCCCCACCCUUUUCUUUCCCAUCUUUGCUGGCUUCAUUAUUGACCAUAAUGACCGACCACUUCAACAGCUCUGUCCUUGAGCACUGAGGAGUCGGGAGCCUUUUUGGCAGCUCCCCCACAAACAAGAUGGCAUCCACAAAAAGAAAGGAGGCUUUGUGGAGAGAGACGACCCACCUGCCUUUCAGUGCGAGAGUCCCACUCAGAAUAAUCACAAAUGGUAACAUCCUCUCCUGGAGGGAGGCUCACAGAGCAGCCUUUCACAGGAAAGUGGUGAAAAGGCUCUUCUUCAGGAAGGCUGCGCCAAUCGGAGCUGAGCUGUUCGACACCUCCCAGGGCAUCUCUGGGCUGGUGCCCCUCGGUGGCCAGACUGGGAGUGAAUGGCGUUUCACGAACAGGUGGAGUGGUUGGCAGACUCGGCUUCCAUUGCAGUCACAAGACCCAGGGAUUCUCAUUGUAAGAUUUUGAACACCAAGCUCCAGCUGGUGCUCCAACUCUCAGAAGUGGUUGAUGUCACUUGACCAAGGAAGGGCGUAGCAGGGACAGACGGCCAGGCUCACCAUUUGCUCUCACACCCUAGGGACAGUGCGUGCAGAAACGAGGCAGACGGCGUAGGCUGGCAUUUGGAAUUGGCCCACAGAGGGUCCUGGCUCUACCCAGUACACAGCCUCAUCUGUCUCUUCACCCGGCCAGAAUUGGUUACCGGCAACGACUAGAGGGAGCCAGCACGUAGGAGCAUCUUCCAGAAUCCCCAGAGACCCACUUAGGCAUCCUCUGGCACGGAUGGCAGCCCUCAGCCUCCCCAUGCCCUCUCCUCGGGGCUGUUGCGUCACUGCCAGGAGCCUUGUGCCAGCCACCUCCUGCUAAAAAAGUGUCCUGGAAAGCUCUGAUUCUGUAUCAUAAACUGAAUAAUGAUGUAUAUUGGAAGCUUUGAAUAUACAAGUGUCUUGUUUAAAU